This is a messenger RNA of Drosophila hydei, 1137 nucleotides long. RefSeq lists its product as uncharacterized. NCBI's taxonomy places the organism in Eukaryota, Metazoa, Arthropoda, Insecta, Diptera, Drosophilidae. The transcript is spliced from 2 exons. Gene Ontology annotation, molecular function: DNA binding. The record is from RefSeq and is a predicted model, not a curated record. Bases 193 to 1125 code for a protein of 310 amino acids.
CCACAAUGCCUCCAAAACCAACAGCAACAGCACUUUUGUUCGAUAUUUGCCAAUUAUCGAUAUAUCGAUGAAUUUCUUACAUCCCUACUGUACAUGAACUAGAAAAAUAUAACCCAAGCCAACUCGGAGCAGCAUAAUUUGUUGAUUUUGCGCGUACUAGUGAAAUCAAAACAAAAAACAACAAAUGUAAUCAUGGUUGGCCGGAAUGCCAAAGCGCUGUCACAUUUCCACCGCCUUACCGAGUAUAUUGUGCAAUGCAAGCACUGCGAUAAAACUCUCUCAUCAAAACAUACAUCUUCCAACUUGACGCGCCACCUAAUCCGUAAUCACAAGUUAUUAGCGCGAGCGAUAUUUGCCGGGGACGAGGGAAAAAUGCUAGCAGAGCUAAAGGAAGAGUUAAAUGCACCAGAUCCUGAGCCUGAUGUUCACAUGGAUGUCAAUCUGGUUGAGCGGGAGACCAAAACGGCGGUGCGCACAAUUAUUGACAACCAGCAUCAGGCUCGCCAGGAGCAACAUCAUGCCGAACGCAAUAAAGUCAUAGGCAAAAACAAUAAACUGUGGGCGCAUUUUGUGCGCAUAUCAGAGUUUAUGGCCAAAUGUAAACAUUGUAGCAAAACGCUAUCCUCGAAACAUUCAUCGUCCAAUCUGAUGCGUCACAUUAUUCGGCGGCAUCAUAAUUUGUCGAAAAACCUGAGCUACUCUCAACACAGCCUGAUAUCGCCAAAGAAGGAGCUAAUGCAGCAUGAUGACCGUAGGCAGGGCGAUCCAUUGGAAAAGGUCGACUUUGAUGAUGUGGAUAGCAUCAUUGAGAAGGUCACGGAUCACAUGGACGAUGAGUUUACGUCGGUCUCGCUACAGGAGCCCUUCUACGAAUAUGUUGUAGACAAUGCAGAUGUCAUGGUACCGCGACAUUGUGAUGAGGAUCCUUCGAAUAUGGCCCACGCCCUGGAACAUCCGGGUGACACGAAUUCAAUGGGCGAAGCAACCACGCAACUGGAUGAAAAGCUGAAAGCGGAAACAAUAUAUUACAAUGAAAUGGCUGAAUUAGCAAGAGCGAAACGGCGAUUAAUUGAUCUGCAAACGAAGAAGCUUUUACUUGACAUGAAUGUAGUUGACGGUAACUAAUUUAGAGAGUUC